AUGGCGGCCAGCGACUCAGGGACGGAUGAGUCACUUUAUCCCAUCGCGGUACUUAUCGACGAAUUAAAAAAUGAGGAUGUUCAACUCAGAUUGAAUUCUAUUAAGAAGCUAUCAACCAUCGCUCUGGCUUUGGGCGUGGAGAGAACAAGAUCAGAACUCGUUCCGUUCCUGACUGAGACUAUAUAUGAUGAAGAUGAAGUGCUUUUGGCUCUCGCUGAACAACUUGGCAACUUUAUCAAUCUUGUUGGCGGGGGAGAAUAUGCUCAUUGUCUUUUGCCCCCACUGGAGUCCCUCGCUACGAUCGAAGAAACCGUUGUCAGGGAUAAGGCUGUGGCCUCACUUAGAGCUGUGGCCGCCCAUCAUUCACCACAAGCUUUAGAACAGCAUUUCGUGCCAUUAGUACAACGUCUCGCUGGCGGAGAUUGGUUUACAUCUCGGGCCUCCGCUUGUGGAUUAUACAGUGUCUGUUACCCACGAGUCAGCGCACCAGUGAAGGCUGAGCUCCGGGAACAUUUCCGUGUUCUCUGCCAAGAUGAUACACCUAUGGUGAGGCGAGCGGCCGCUUUCAAGUUGGGAGAGUUUGCUAGGGUCGUUGAAGUGGAGUAUGUUAAGAGCGAUCUCAUACCGAUGUUCAUACAUCUGGCUCAGGACGAGCAGGACUCUGUACGUCUGUUAGCAGCGGAGGCGUGUGCCGCUGUGGCUGCCCUACUGCCGCCCGAAGAUAUGGAACAGCUGGUGAUGCCGACCGUGAGGGCGCGCGCUGGAGACACGUCGUGGAGGGUGCGCUUCAUGGUGGCUGAGAAGUUUGUGGAGCUGCAACAAGCCGUGGGUCCGGAGCUAGCUCGAUCAGACCUCGCGCAGAUUUUCCAGGCAUUGCUCAAAGACAGCGAGGCCGAAGUUCGAGCGGCAGCCGCCGCUAAGGUCAAAGACUUCUGUAUGAAUUUGGAUAAAGCUCACCAGGAACACAUCAUUAUGACCAUGAUACUGCCACAGAUCAAAGAACUGGUCUGCGAUCCAAACCAACACGUUAAAUCCGCGCUCGCCUCAGUCAUCAUGGGAUUAAGCCCCAUCGUUGGAAGACAGAACACCAUAGAACACCUCCUGCCUCUGUUCCUCUCCCAACUCAAAGACGAAUGCCCCGAAGUCCGCCUCAACAUCAUAUCAAACUUGGAAUGUGUGAACGAGGUCAUUGGAAUACAACAGCUAGUACAAUCCCUUCUACCAGCCAUCGUAGAAUUGGCUGAAGAUACGAAAUGGCGUGUGAGACUCGCUAUCAUUGAACAUAUGCCGCUAUUGGCCGGGCAAUUGGGACAAGAAUUCUUCGACGAUAAACUAACUGGGCUCUGUAUGUCUUGGUUAUUCGAUCAUGUGUACUCAAUCCGCGAAGCAGCGACAUUGAAUUUAAAGAAACUCGUCGAACAAUACGGCGCGCCCUGGGCAGAAGCUAAUGUCAUACCCAAAGUACUAGCUAUGUCCCGCGAACAGAACUACUUGCAUAGAAUGACCUAUCUAUUCUGUAUAAACGUACUAUCCGAAGUAUGCGGUAAAGAUAUCACGACAAGAGUGCUUUUGCCCACAGUACUUUCAAUGGCUGACGAUAAUGUUGCUAAUGUGAGAUUCAAUGUUGCCAAAACCUUACAAAAGAUGGCGCCUUUCCUCGACCCAGCCGUCAUACAGCCGCAAGUGAAACCGGUUUUGGAGAAAUUAAACGUUGAUCCCGAUGUUGAUGUUAAAUAUUUCGCAUCCGAAGCCAUAGCCGGGAUUGCCGGCUGA
Messenger RNA from Danaus chrysippus (African queen), 1773 nucleotides. NCBI's taxonomy places the organism in Eukaryota, Metazoa, Arthropoda, Insecta, Lepidoptera, Nymphalidae. The record is from the annotation of a GenBank genome assembly.